ACCGGCACUAAACAAACUCAGCCGCAGGAGAACCAACCAUGGCGGACGAGUCGAAGCCCUUCUUUCCGGUCGAGAAAGCUCACCACGUUAAGCCCCCGCCGCCGCGCCGUCCCCGGCUCAACACCCAGGAGUCCCGCUUUUGGCGCUGCUUCCGCCACUCCGAGCUCGCUUCCGGUCUCAUCCUCCCCGUCACCGCCCUCGAGUUCUCCCCAGUGGCCCCCUUCCAUCUUGCCGCGGCCUGCUCUGCCGCCGUGCACCUCUACGACGGCGGUGCCUCUCCUUCCCUCGCCCCCCUGCCCCAUUCGCCUCUCUCUGGAUUCUCCGAUGUCGCCUACUCCCCAUCCUUCCGCUGCGACGGAUCCCUUCUGGCAGCCGGUGGAGAGUCCGGCAUCGUCCAGGUCUUCCGCCUUGACAAGGCUGGCCCGCCUCUUCGACGCCUCAGCGCCCACGCUCGCCCCGUUCGUUUCGUCCGCUACCCUCGCCUAGAGGACAAGCUCCACGUCUUCUCCGGCGGAGAUGAUGCUCUCCUUGUCUACUGGGACGUUCCCUCCGAGACCCAGCUAAUCACCUUCCCUGGCGCCCACCGUGACUACAUCCGCGCUGGGUCACCCUCCCCGACCAGCCCUGAGGUCAUGGCCACUGGCUCUUAUGAUCACUCCAUCAAAAUCUGGGACGUUCGUGUUCCAUCAAGUUCGAACGCCAUCCUCAGCUUCAGCCAUGGGGAUCCCGUGGAGAGUGUACUAUUCUUGCCUUCCGGUGGACUUCUCGCCACUGCGGGUGGAAAUGUUGUCAAGAUUUGGGAUGUUAUCGGUGGUGGCAGGUUGAUUCACACAAUGGAAGGCCACAACAAGACUGUCUCUGCACUGUCUCUUGGUAGGGUUGGAAACGCUAGUACGGCCCUUGGAGGUGGAGAACCCAGACUCCUUAGUGUGUCUAUCGAUGGGUACAUGAAAAGCUUCGACUUUGCAGCCUUUAAGAUCACACACUCCAUGAGGUACCCUGCGCAGCUGCUUUCUAUCGGUUUCUCCCCAUCUGGCAAUUCUCGUGUUGUUGGGACAUCGAAUGGGGUCAUUUACAUGGGAAUGAAAAAGAAGCUGCUGCAAGAAGAGAAGGGAACUGGAAGUGCUAGUGUUUUUGAUGGGUAUGCUCCUGAGCCUAAGAAGCAAGUUCUAAAGCCAACCAACUAUAGAUACUUUCACAGAGGUCAAACAGAGAAACCACGAGAGACUGAUUAUCCGAUCAAGAGAGCACCAAAGGUGAAGCUUGCCGAGCAUGAUAAGCUUUUGAAGAAGUUUAGGCACAGGGAGGCUCUUGUUUCAGUUUUGAGUAAAAAGGAUCCGACUAGUACAGUUGCUGUGAUGGAGGAGCUAGUGAUCAGGAAGAAACUGCUAAAAUGCGUGGCAAAUUUAGAUGUUGAUGAGCUUGGUUUGCUUCUGCGUUUCCUGCACAAGUAUGCUACCAUGCCACGUUAUGCAAGGUUUCUAAUGAACUUAGCAAAUAAGGUUAUUGAGAUGCGUCCAGAGGAUAUUCAAUCAAAUAAGCAUUUGAGCAAACAUGUUGGAAGUCUUAGGCGCAGAGUUGCAGAAGAAAUCAUGAUACAGCGUUCUUUGCAAGAGAUACAGGGAAUGAUUUCACCUUUUCUCAUAAUAGCUGGACGUUGAGCUUCUCCCUACCUUUGCUUGAUUACUUGUGUGGUUUGCAGAUUGAGUGGGUUUAGCAAAAGCACCUGUAGUCUCAUAGAAUCUGAGCAUAUACUGAUGGCAGUCAGAAGAUCUAGCAGCAGCUUCUUGGUCUUUGCUGCUAUCAAAUUUUGCAGUCUUUGAUUGCCUUGCUUUUGUAACCAGAUGAAUUGCUCUGGCCUGAUGACGGAAUCGGUGUUUGAUGUUGACUGUUUAUUAUUUUUGGUUUUUGGAUGAAUAGAAGAACAUAUAUGUUAUUCUGCUGUUAUUUUUCAAUCGACUAGGUUUACAAGGCAUGGAAACUUUUGGUGAUGUGCACAUUUUAUUUAUUGGAAUUUUCUAAAUCGCAUGGGCGAUCCUUUACUGG
Zingiber officinale is the source of this 2046-nucleotide messenger RNA. Its product is annotated as protein SLOW WALKER 1-like. Gene Ontology annotation, biological process: rRNA processing; positive regulation of transcription by RNA polymerase I. The transcript has 2 exons. Gene Ontology annotation, cellular component: nucleolus. The record is from RefSeq and is a predicted model, not a curated record. NCBI's taxonomy places the organism in Eukaryota, Viridiplantae, Streptophyta, Magnoliopsida, Zingiberales, Zingiberaceae. Gene Ontology annotation, molecular function: protein binding. The coding region runs from base 39 to 1661 and encodes 540 amino acids.